This is a messenger RNA of Pyricularia grisea, 600 nucleotides long. RefSeq lists its product as uncharacterized. The record is from RefSeq and is a predicted model, not a curated record. NCBI's taxonomy places the organism in Eukaryota, Fungi, Ascomycota, Sordariomycetes, Magnaporthales, Pyriculariaceae. Bases 1 to 600 code for a protein of 199 amino acids. The transcript has a single exon.
AUGCGGUCUCUCGUCUCGGCGACAAAUCUUCUUACCAUCCUCGGGGCUGUCAACCUGGUCUCCGGCUACGUGGUAAUCCCGCCCUCGCUCUCGAUACCAGAGGACAAUCGCGCCUUUGGCUUCACCCGCUCCGCCUUCCCACAGCCGGCGUCCAAGCUGCAGAAGCGGUAUGCCCGGCAGCAGCAGCACAACACCAACAACUACGCAAGCAAUAACAACAAUCUUCAACCCGGUGCCCCGGCCAAGCCCACCACUGUCAUCGACUACGAGAACCAGGAGGACCUGAGUCUGGUCACGAUGGGCUUCGUGCGCGGCGGCCAUAGAUCUGCCGACCCGGUCCUUACCACCACGGUUGUGUCUGUCAGCACCAACAUUGACAUGGACCAGGGCCACGGUGGUCAAGAGCACCAACUCAACCUUCGCCAGCGUCAGGUCACCAAGACCGGCAGCGGCAGCGGCUGCAGCAUCCUCAAGACAGCCGCUAUUGCCUUUGCAAAUCAGACAAGCUGCGAUACAUGCGACUGUUGCUGCUGCUCGACCGUCGAGGGUUGGGGUUCCAAACUUCCCCGACUGCUGAAGCUCCAGCUGGCCAGCAUCUAA